ACAUUCUUGUAACUGGUACCAUGACUAGUAACGGAGGCGAAAAUUGGGAGAUGUGGAUUUCUCUUCUUGUCGGUUUUACUGUUCUUUCGUUUAUUCUUUUGGUUUUGAUUUGUAAAUGGUGCAGGCGAAAGAAAUGGAGUUCAUCGGAGACAACGYCUCCUGCAGUCUUGUUGGUGAAGCGAUGUGAGCAAGAUAGCGUUCGAGAUGUCGAGAACAGAAUCAUCCAGAGAUCGAAGUUCAGCGAGAGRACCUGGAGACCUGGGAUAGACAGCUCUUUAACUCCAGUAGUGGUUUUCUGUGCUGUGGCAUCGAGAAUUGGAGCUGACAUUGACGCCGCAAUGCGCGAGGUUACAGACUGGAGACAAGUUAUCCUUGUAGUCUUGCAUAACAUACACCGUACAAAACUGACAGGAGAUCUGUCCGACAGCAAUUAUCUUCUGGAUGAUGCAGUAAAGAGCAAAUUAGCAGACAGAAUAGUUCAUUUUGCCUUCUCUGAGUAUGAGCGAUUGUACAAUUGUAGACAAAAUGACGAGGGGUUUAGUAAGAUUAGAUACUUGAUUGAAAACAUCCCAUAUUCAGCUUAGAGAUUAGAGAUAUAGAAGAGGUUUUGUUAAUGGUUAAUGAUAGAAGAACGUAGUGGACUUAACUACAUGCACAUCAUAAGCAAUGUCUGUUCAUUGACUUUGACAGAAGUUACGAGCCACAAAGUGCAUGCAGCACUARUGAUAAGAGUCAAAUUUUCAAUAGCUUGAAAUAAACUGUUUCUAUGAG
Molecule: messenger RNA, 771 nt
Organism: Exaiptasia diaphana
Lineage: Eukaryota; Metazoa; Cnidaria; Anthozoa; Actiniaria; Aiptasiidae
Exons: 3
Coding region: 21-584 (187 amino acids)
Source: RefSeq, a predicted model, not a curated record